Molecule: messenger RNA, 4839 nt
Organism: Haliotis rufescens (red abalone)
Lineage: Eukaryota; Metazoa; Mollusca; Gastropoda; Lepetellida; Haliotidae
Product: solute carrier family 35 member F6-like
Exons: 9
Coding region: 264-1547 (427 amino acids)
Cellular component (GO): intracellular membrane-bounded organelle; membrane
Source: RefSeq, a predicted model, not a curated record
GUUCAGGAGUUAUGUCCCUUUGAUUUAGGAAAACCCACAAUUAAUUUACUCUUUUCGACCUUGCUAAGUUGACAACGUUCGAUGUGAAACCGAAAUUAAUUUGAUAACCAAUCACAAUGGCAACAAUAGUUCCCUGACGAUACAGCCUCAACAUUGACAAGGAAGAAGAUAGACAUUCGGGUAGUGUAAAAUUGGAAAGGCCUAACACGAAAGUCUUUACCAGGAAGUUAAAUAAACAGAGAAGGAAGAAGAGUAAAGCAGACAUGUCGAUUUGCACAGAAAACAAUAUCUUCGGCUUCUUCUUCAUUGUUAACGGAGCCAUUAAUUCUCUAUCCCAAGGAUGGGCUGAGCACACCAACACCACAGCCUUCACUCAGCAUAAACAACAUGCAUUUGCACAUCCAUUCUUCCUGCAAUGUGGCAAGUUCUUUGGUGAACUGUUCUGCCUUCUCCUCUAUGGUAUCGUCUUCGGUCGAUGUGGAAGUUCCAACAACAUCCCCCUCACCUUACCUCAAGACUCUGCACAGAACAGACCUACGCCUGGGGAACGACCAACAACGGCGCCGAUCCGAACCCCAGCAAACUUUAUCCAGCUGCAAGAACAGGAACCAUCAACAUGGAACAAGUUCAUCUUCAUUCCCUGUGCGCUGUGUGACCUGGCCAAGACUGGGAUGUUGUAUGUUGGGUUGAAACUCACAUACUCCAGCAGCUACAUUAUGUUGAGAGGGUCUGUACUGUUCUUCACGUCGCUGUUGUCCGUGGCGUUCCUGGCCAGGAACCUUCAGACCCAGAUGUGGGUGGGAAUAGGCGUGUCCAUCGUAGGCAUGGCAGUCAUCGGGAUCCGGGAUUAUAUAUUUCCUCCAAGUUCCAAGUAUGAUGCUUAUGGAAUUGCUGCAGGGGAUCUGCUGAUUGUGAUGGCCCAGAUCAUGACAGCAACCAAGGUUGUCUUGGAGCAGAAGUUUGUCACCAAACACAACAUUCAUCCUCUGCUGGCAGUGGGACUGGAAGGGUUGUUCGGGUUCAUCAUCACGGUCAUCCUGUUGAUCCCCUUCUACUUCAUCAAGACUGGAGCCUUCAGCGUCCUUCCUGAAAACCGACUGGAAGAUCCCCAAGAUGCUUUCAUGCAGAUCAAGAGCACCUGGCAAAUUGCCCUGGCCUUCAUUGGAUGUGUCGUGAGUGUUGCCUUCUACUACUACUUUGGUAUCGACUUUGCCAAGAAACAUGGUGCCAUAGCCAGAAUGGUGCUGGAUGGCUUUGCAUCGAUGAUAUCUUGGGCAGUGUUUCUGGGAAUUGGCUGGCAGAAGUGGCACCCGCUGCAGAUACUGGGAUUCAUCCUGGUUGUGGUCGGAAUCUUACUGUACAGUGACUUAGUCUUCAUGCCCAUGUUCAACAUGCUGCGCCGGAGAUAUUUCCCCAUCUAUAUCCGGGACACCAGUUUCCCUGUCCCCAGACCUGAAGACUUGCGACCCUUGCUGCUGGAUGAGAGUCCAGGUGUGACUGGAAGUGUAGCACCAGGAGGUCCACGUCUUUACAAUGCAGCGUUCUAAUCUACUCAUCCUCAUCAUCAUGAUCAUCAUCAGUUAUAGUGUUCAGGAGGGACGAGAAGGGCCUGGAGGACCACCACGACACAGUCCAAACUUACCUUGCUAGUGACCUGUCAACACAAACUGUCAAAUUGUUGGACACCUGACAUAUUGUUGGACACCUGGACAAUCGUUCGACACCUGUCAAAUCAUUGGACACCUUGGACUGUCAAAUUGUUGGACACCUGGACAAUUGUUGGACCCCUGUCAAAUCAGUGGACACCUUGAACUGUCAAAUUGUUGGACACCUGUCAAAUCAUUGGACACCUGUCAAAUCAUUGGACACCUUGAACUGUCAAAUUGUUGGACACCUGUUAAAUCAUAUUGUCACUUGUCAAAUUGUUAGAGACCUGUCAUAUUGUUAGACACGUGUCCAAUUAUCAGACGUCUGUAAAAUUGUUCGACACCUGUUAAAUGAUUGGACACAUGUCAAAUUGUUCGACACCUGACAGUUAUUGUUGCUAUAUACCUUUUUCAUUUUGUGGUACAUAGCCAAGUAAAAUAUGAACCUAUGUUUAAUAAAAAAAAAGUGGUGAAAAAAUAUUCGGCUGAACAAAAUACAUGUUGAGGUCUCUUUCAUUGCUUUAUACUGAGAGAAGAUAGUGCCAUUGGAAUAACUACUGAUAAAUAUUACUUUCCCUUAACAUUUAACCUAAAAUAGGUGGGGAUUUUGGUCCGGCAGGUGUUGAGAAACAGACAAUACAAAUUGGCUGACCUUGAAAUGUGUGUGAGAGAAGAGAAGGGUAAAAUCACUGACAUUGUUCCUCUGCCCUUCAGAGUCAAUGACGUGGAUGAAAGCUAAGUCUUCAUUCCUUUAUAUGCAUCACAAAGCAAUUUGUCAUGAAUUUAUGGACAAUUGCGAUGAGUGUCGCUUUUUAUGAACAUAUUGUAUUAUCACCGAUUCACAGUGAUCCAUUCAUAAUUUUCACCACUAUUUUGCCUUUUUACAAUCAAUGGAAUCUCUUUUGACAGAUAAUCAAGACUGAUCAUUCUCUGGUGUUUACAUGUUAUGUUUUAUUAUGUUUUAUUUCAGAAUGAGGAUGACAAUCAUUGUCGCAAUGUUAAUCAUCAAGUUGUGAUGUCAGAAUCUCACUGGCAGAAGCUAGCAUCAGUGAGCUCUGUCUCCAGCAGUUGGGAACAUAAUCUCAUUAAUUCAUAUACGAUAUCAGCUUCUUUAUAUUUUUACUUGCUAUGGGUGUUACGAUACGCCUACCUCAUGUAUCGAUACAUAUUCCAGUGCUUGCGUCAUGAUACAUAUUGCAAAGCAUCUUUACUGUUCAUGCAAGAAGGUCUCCACAUUCCACACAGUCCAGCUGCCAAGAGGUUGCUGUAAACCUAUUCGUGUUUCACUUGUAUGGUUAAUUCUCCUGGCCAGUUCUUCCCUGUGAACAUAUUUGAUAAUUUCAUAAAGAUUUCUUAAACCUGUGGGGGCACGGGUGGCCCAGUCACGAUUCGCUGUGCAGAGUUGCGUCCCUUUGGCACGCCAGAAACUUAUGGUAGUGGAUUCGAAUCCCGGUUCGCCCCGAUUAUGUUUCUAGGUUUGUCAUCACCAAACCCGUGCUUUCACCAAAGUGGUAAAUGUCUGAGACCUGCAUCACUUCGAGCUUUCCUCCAACAUAAAGCUGACACACCACAAUAUAACUGGAAUACUGUUAAAAGCGGCGUUAAAACACAACUCACUCACAACUGUUCCCUGUGGACAAAAUAGCCCAGGCGGAACCUUUCCUAGGAAAGAAUAUCCUGGGCCAGUUUUUCCCCACCCCUGGCCGGUACUGCCUAAACCAAAGAAUUAGGUGUUCUUUAACUUCUUUUGAGUAAUAUAUUAUGUUUUAGGGGUUAAGGUAAUGCAAGAAUGAUAAGUUAAAUAUUUUUCUUUUUAAAAAUUGAUGUGCAUAAAAUAUGAAUUAAUACAUGGGUAGGUGUAUCAUGUAUUGUACAGUCAUAUUGUGAUGCUCCGAUAAAUCAGUGAAUUGUGACAAUUGUGCGACUUGCUCGAUGCUGUGUACGAUUCUCGCACAGUAUGAAGUGUUGCUCUAGGAAGACAUGAUCCCCUGUUUUGUUACCAUCUGUUGUUGUUGCUGUAUGAAUUUUAUUAUAUUUUUCAACUCUGUAAUACAUUUUAGUAUGAGAUAUGAGUAUGAUACUGCAACAAAGAUAUAUGUUAUUUUUUCUAAAUUGUAUAUAUAUACAGUUGUUUCUCUUUCUUAUAAACAUGCCACCUCCAUGGUUGAACAGACAGAGCAUCUGCCUGGAGAGUCAGAUGUUGGUGGUUCGAUCCAGUGGCUGUAUUAAGAGGAUAAGAAUAUUCAAGUAGCUUCUCACGAUAAAUGGAAAUUACGGUGAAGGGAGACACAUCAAACAAAAUUCAGCAUUUCAGUGGGAAAUAAAUAUGCUUUUUUAUUAAAAGCUGUCAGUGAUGGGCAAUGAAACUGUCAGGUAAAUACAAUGUAUCACAAAUUAAUAGAAAAAUCCAGUAACACAUAUCUAGUCAAUUAAUUGAACCGCCAAGCUAAGAAAUCAAAAGCCAGUUAAUUGGGAGAAGUGCUUUGUCGCCAUGUGGAAGCGUUUUAAGUUAUUACGCGGCAUGGUAAUUUAACAGUAGCAGUAGGAAUUGUUUGAUAGGCAUAACUUAGAAGUUGACGGAUGACAAAGUAGACACAAUUUAUGGAUGACAACUUCUUUAAUACUGUAAAGGCGACGUUUCAGUAUCGAUCCUUAUAACGUAGUAUCAAUAGGAUCUUUAAUUGUUGCUUCAUUUACAAAUCUUUGUACAUCAUUCUGAUUGUUGAUUGUGUGCUUCGUCACUGUUUAUGUAAUUUUGCAUUUAUAUGAUUGAGGAAACAGAGAGGACAUAUGUACCGGUACAUGUUAGAAUGCAUUUACUUAAGAAUUUAAAACAUUUUAAAUGUUUUCUUGGGAAAUAAAUCAUACAUUCAUGAGAUGAUUUUUUUAUAUGUUAUAUUUAUAAAUCUAUAAAUUUAUUUUUUUAUUUCAUUGAAGUUUGGAAUUGAUUCUGCAUCUAUAGCUUUGUGUGUGUGUGUAUGUUGUAUGCUGAAAAAUUGUUAUCUAUGUACAUACAUAUAUAUUAUAUGUAUAUGUUUGUUUCAUUUUCUAUUUUGCCAUGGUUAAUAUUUUUCAUGUCAGUAUGUGUGUUUCAUUUGCUUCUCUUUAUAUCUGCUAUUCGAUCACUUGAAAUAUUAACACAUAUAUUAAUUAUGCAAGAUAAUUAUGAACAAUAAAAGAUGACAUAAUUUUA